AUGGAUCUCGCCUCGGGCCAUCGCGAUCUGCGGCGCUUUCGCCCAGGAGACUCAUGUGACGAGUGCAAUGCGCGCCGCUGGUACAGCGACAGCGGCUUCCGCUACUGUGAGAACGGUCAUCUGAUUGAAUCUUAUGUUCCCACUGAGCAUGAAGAAGAAGGAAACUACGGUAACCGUGGACAUACCGCCCGCAGACAAAAGGAGGUCCGCGAGCGUGAGGCCCGCCAUUUAUCCGGCAUCGAAGCACGCGAGCUGUUUCUUGAGUGCCUGCAACUCCUGUUGCGCAAGCAAGUGGUUUGGCUACAACAGCACGAGCGGCAGCUCCAAGGUGAAGGCGAAGCGUCCACACCUGCGCAGUCUCCCAUGGCAGGCCUGGAGUCGGCUGUGCGUGAUCUCUGGGACCUGCGCAUCCGCUAUUUUCACGGCCUUACCGUGACGGCACUGGCAGAUGAUGACCUGCGGAAUCGUGGAAGCCGCAGCUUGAGUCGCAGCCGUAGCCGGAGCCGGAGCCGGGCCACAAACGGAACACAGUCUGGGUCCGAGUCAGACGGCCGGACAGCCUACAGCUCGCAGCUAGCAAGCGACACGGAAGGCGGCUAUACCAGCGGCGGCAGCCGCCUAUCACAACGGCGGGCACGAUCGAGAUCUGCACGCAAAUGGCAAUCUGGUCCGGAUGAACGAUGGAAUGUGCCUGGCGUCAUCGAAACGCUGGCGAUCUGCUAUCUUGGCGGUGUAUUAUUGCAACUUCCGUUCCGCAUCGGCGAUUUUUACCGGUGGGCAAGAAACGACAAGAUACCGUUCCUAGAUGCAACCAAGCACAUUCCCAAGAUCAUGCGUGAUCGACUCCCUCCGAGCUACCUAAGUGCCCUGACCACAAAGCUGCCGUCUCUUGUCCGCGGCGAGCUGCACGAGGCAGUGGUGAAUCUUGUGAGGGGAUUUAGGCUCAACAAUGAGUUGCACUUCCCAGGACUAAACGCGCCACCCAUUCUGUGGAAGUGGACAAGAGACCUCGGUCUUCCAAGUAAGCUUGCGUCUCGAUUGAAUCUGAUGGGUGAAGAAAUGCUAACAGAGGCAGUCGAUGUAUACACGGGGGUCCUGGAGGUGUCUCGCUUGUCUAGGACAGACUUUUGUUACCCACUAGAGCGACCCAGGCUCUAUUUGGUCGACCACCCAGACGUCUUCCUACUAUCAACAAUGAUCCUGGUCACGAAGCUUUUGUACCCAUUUACCAAUGUGGAUGAUGCGCACGUUAGUGGCAACCGACAACCCCAUAGCAAUGAAGAAGAUUCCACCAAAAGUGAAGCCUAUGCCGACGACGACCAUACCAGACCCCAGCAUAUCUUGAUGGACUGGAGGAAAUGGCAGGCCGUCUUCAACGCGUCGCCAAAGCGGCUGCCAGCAGCACGACGACUAGAACGCCACGGUAUUUCCAAGUUGCGAGCCAGAGAUGCGUGGAGCUUGACAGAGGACCAGAUUGACGACUACCUGGACUGGCACCAGCAGUAUCGAUUAACCGAGAAAGAUGCUCACGCAUUUUAUAGCAGAGCAGCCAACCUGGCUGGAAUCACUGUACAAGCACUCGUCCGCGAAGUGAGUCGACUAGAGAGACGCUGGAUGACGUGGGAUGCGAGCAAAGCCAAGAGAUCGUCGGACCAGUUGCAUGGGGAUGGGACAGACGACAGCGCGGAGGAAGAUGUCACAAUGGUCGUUGACGACGACGAAGGCGACGGAGAUGUAAAACCGCCAACGUUGCGCCCGGAAGUUUCGACAUUCGAAAGAGGAGCAAACCAACGAUUGGCAAAGGACGUACGGCCGCCGCAACGCAUCGACGACAUCGACGACAAGGAGGAGGACAUCUCGACGUUUUUAAUUGCAGAAGCGCCACUGUGCAGCACAGUUACUAACGUCAACCCGCAAUACAGCUUCGUGAAGACCCUUACCGGCAAGACCAUCACCUUGGAGGUCGAGUCUUCGGACACGAUCGACAAUGUUAAGUCCAAGAUCCAGGACAAGGAGGGCAUUCCCCCAGACCAGCAGCGCCUGAUUUUCGCGGGCAAGCAGUUGGAGGACGGCCGCACUCUGUCGGACUACAACAUCCAAAAGGAGUCCACUCUGCACCUGGUUCUCCGCCUGCGCGGUGGUAUCAUCGAGCCCUCGCUGAAGGCCCUGGCCAGCAAGUUCAACUGCGACAAGAUGAUCUGCCGCAAGUGCUACGCCCGCCUGCCCCCCCGUGCUACCAACUGCCGUAAGCGCAAGUGCGGUCACACGAACCAGCUCCGCCCCAAGAAGAAGCUCAAAUAG
Molecule: messenger RNA, 2301 nt
Organism: Sporothrix brasiliensis 5110
Lineage: Eukaryota; Fungi; Ascomycota; Sordariomycetes; Ophiostomatales; Ophiostomataceae
Product: RNA polymerase 1 specific transcription initiation factor
Exons: 7
Coding region: 1-2301 (766 amino acids)
Biological process (GO): nucleolar large rRNA transcription by RNA polymerase I; RNA polymerase I preinitiation complex assembly; translation
Cellular component (GO): ribosome; RNA polymerase I core factor complex; RNA polymerase transcription factor SL1 complex
Molecular function (GO): protein binding; RNA polymerase I core promoter sequence-specific DNA binding; structural constituent of ribosome
Source: RefSeq, a predicted model, not a curated record